AUGACGUCACAGAAAUUGGUAUGGUUGUUUACACUCCUGCUCUGCUGCUGUUUCUUCGCGGUUGUCAGCAUGAAAACACCUACAAGUCCCCCGACAACGUCAAAGCCAUAUUUGCCAGAAGUGACGAUGGUGACGAAACCCAAAAUUCUAUUGGCUGAAGUUGGCUCCAAUGUUUCUAUGGAUUGCGAAUUUAAAAUGGCUACUUAUUCUUUGUUUGAUAAUCCACAACUCUGGACUAAACAACAACUUCCGGGUGAUGAGCUGGAGUUGAACUUGAUGGGUAUCCGAUCGGAGAAGAUUCAAAACUUGACUCGGUCCGUGCUUGUUUUCAUUGGUAUUCGUAAUUAUCGGUACUCGUUAGAAUCGGUAUAUCCGUAUUAG
This is a messenger RNA of Helobdella robusta, 381 nucleotides long. RefSeq lists its product as hypothetical. NCBI's taxonomy places the organism in Eukaryota, Metazoa, Annelida, Clitellata, Rhynchobdellida, Glossiphoniidae. The transcript is spliced from 3 exons. The record is from RefSeq and is a predicted model, not a curated record. Bases 1 to 381 code for a protein of 126 amino acids.